Molecule: messenger RNA, 2516 nt
Organism: Macrobrachium nipponense
Lineage: Eukaryota; Metazoa; Arthropoda; Malacostraca; Decapoda; Palaemonidae
Gene: OstDelta
Product: dolichyl-diphosphooligosaccharide--protein glycosyltransferase subunit 2-like
Exons: 16
Coding region: 83-2038 (651 amino acids)
Biological process (GO): protein N-linked glycosylation
Cellular component (GO): oligosaccharyltransferase complex; membrane
Source: RefSeq, a predicted model, not a curated record
UUUAUUGUCUUUUACAUCAAACAUCCCUCCUUACACAGUUCGUCUGUAAUGUUGACAGUUCCACACCGACAACUCUAGGACUAUGAAGCGUGGAGCAGUUGUGAUAUUGGCCAUACUGGGAGUUAGUUCAGCUCUCUCCCCUUCUACAUAUUUGACACCAGGAGACAAGGAGAGGCUCAAACUUGUCCUUGACCCAGCAUGGUCACUAUCAGAUCUAGCCCAAGUACUUUACGCUUCGGCUGGUUACCAGCACUUGGGUCAGCAAAUUCCUGAUUCUCAGGGAGUAUGUAAGUUUGUGAAGAGCUCAGCUGGAGAUGGAGCAAAUGUCGAGACACUGUUCUUGGCGUCUUCAGCGGGGAAAGCACUGGGAUGUCCCAUAACUGCUACUGCAGCUUCAAAGCAAGCUGUUGGGGAGGCCAUAAGAGAAGGGGCUUCACCUCAAGAACUGUUCCAUGCAGUAACUGCUGCUACAAACCUUGGCAUGGAUGUAGACACUGCUAAGGUUUUACGCGCAACACAGAUGGCCCUCAAGAAGGAUGACAGUGUCCUUAGCCUUGGAUAUGCCUUCCACGUUGGGGCACAGUUGAAGGGAGAAGUCAGCAGCAUUUUUGAAAGGAUUGAAGAUGCCAUUGUUCAAGCAGAUGAAGUAGAUGGUCGGAUGCUACAGUUUGAAGGCGGCCUCUCGAUAACAGCAUUAGUGUUGAGUGGAGCAUAUAAGCUUGCUGAAACUUCAAACAAAGCACCGCCAAUAAAACCUGAACAGGCUGUUAAAUUUGCCAACUAUUUAAUGUCAAGAAAGUCUGUUCAAGUUGGGAAAGGUGUAUAUUAUUUAUUGGAGGCAGUUUCAAUGUUUACUACUAACAGGUUCCAUGUGCCAGUAGCCAUCACCCUUGCUAGUAAUGUUGCAGUCAGUGCUGAAGCUCCUAGCAUUCAAGUGAGAGUAACAGAUCUAAUGGGAAGAAGUCUAGGGCCUUUGAAAGUGACUGCAGAUUCAGCCACACGCGAGUCAGAUGAAGUAGUCAUAAUUUCCAAGGAAGUUUUAACACCUCUUACUGAUUCAGAGGGUGUAUUUGAGUUAGACGUAAUGUCACGACAACCAGAACGAGGAUUUUACCAGCUGGUUGUCAGUGCUGGUGCAUCAGACUCUAGACUUGUUGGCCAUACAGCUGCGCAGCUUACCUUUAAAGUUCUCACUGCCAUCAACAUUGAAAAUGUUGAAUUUGGUACUGCGGAUGCAGAUCAAUCUACUGCUCCCAGCCUUCAGAAAGUACAGUAUCCCACUACACUUUCUGAACCAGUUGUAGCAGACCAGCAUCAGCGCGUCUUGCUGCGAUUCCUUGUUAGGGAUACUGCUUCUGGGCGGCCUACAGAGGUACACCAAGCCUUUGUAAAGAUUACCCAUAAGGUUUCCAAGAGGGAGAUCAUUUUUGUUGCCGAAACCGAUUCCAAUGACGUGUACAAAUUUGAUAUGGACGUCAGCAACAGCGUGAAGGAGUUUGCUGGUGUCAGCGGUGUUUAUACGGUUUCUGUGAUCAUUGGGGACGCAGCAAUUAGCAACCCUGUAAUGUGGGACAUUGGUGAGCUCUCCCUGAGUUUUCCUGAAGGUGGUGUGGGUACCCCAGCACAAGACUACAUGUAUAAGGCGCGCCCAGAAAUAAAGCACUUGUUCCGGACACCUGAUCCUCGACCUUCUAGUUUGGUAUCUACAACAUUUACAGUCCUGUGCAUCCUUCCUUUAUUGUUACUCUUUGCAAUGUGGGCCAAACUAGGUGUCAACAUUUCCAAUUUCCCCAUCUCCUUCACAGCUGUUAUGUUUCAUGUUGGACUCGGAGGAAUUAUGGGAUUAUUCUGCCUUUUCUGGCUUCAGAUGGAUAUGUUCACAACUCUUCGGUAUUUAUUCAUGAUUGGUAUAGUUACUUUCUUCUGUGGAAAUUCAAUGCUUUCAUCCAUUGCGACGAAAAGGAAAGAGCAAGAGGUGAAGAUGGUGUAUGGGCCCUAUUACAACAAAAGUUACAGAUUUUCUCAACAGCAGAACUAAUUUCGACCAUAACCUCUGGUGUAAGGACAGAGUAAGCUAGUUACCAGUGUGCAUCUCGCAAGAGCAGCAAGGCAUAUUACAGCAGCAUCUUCUAUCAACUCAUGCAGUUCACAAUUUGCUGUCUUCUCACUACAGCAGCUGUUUGUUUUUCAAUUCACUUGUAUGAUAUCAAGUGGUUUCAUUAUCAAAGAGACUACUUAACACUUUCUUCUGUUUCAUUUAGUCUGAAGGGGCUUUUUCAUCCAUUUUGUUUUGUGUCUGAAGGGAUUUUGCCAUAAGUGAAAUCUUGUACUUCAAACGUGGUAGUUUUUGAGUGAUCACAGCAGUACUAGGGAUAUAAAAGUUAUAAACUCUACAUGACAGAUUUAAUAGUUGACACAAGGUUGAAUGUGAUGUGCGUGUGUUAUAUAAUGUUUGUGUAAACCUUUGUCUUGAAAGGUUAUAUGGUUAUAAAACGAAUAAAAGAAGUACUUCUAUA